AGAUGUAAACACAGCUGCUUGUUUGACGACUGUCAACCAUGUAACGUUGACCACAGUUCAAGCGGAAACAAAAAGUACCCGUACAAAUCGAGGCAAAUUCUUACAGUGGCUGCGUGUUCGCUGAGUUCUUUCUGUAAACAAUAAUGGCAGCUAACAAUACAUUCAAUUUAAGCGUUGACGAUGGCAUUCCGUUGGAUUUUUUGGCCGAAAUGCAUGUCGCCUUGGAUUGUUUACCGGUGGACGAAGCGCAGGCAGACCGCAUCAUAGCAGAAAAGCUACGGAAGAAACACGAUAUGGAGCGUGUGAGACAGUUUAACAAUGCUUGGAACACCGGACCAAUAGACUGUGAGGAAACAACUUCGAGACGCAUAGUCCCGCACAGUUCCAGCUCCCAACGAUCGCUAGAGCAGGUUCCCAUCCGAGAUCCACGUAUCAUUCCUCGAAGCACACAAUCAUUGCUUGAGAAUAGUGCCAACCAUCGCUCACCGUACAGCGGGAUCAUGCAAUUGCAACAAAAUGAAGAGCACCGGCAGCUUGAUGCAGUUAUUGAUGAAAGAGCUUUGGCGAGAAUGCGUUCAUUGAACACACAAGAUAAUAAUGAGGUACCCUUCGAAGAUGAGGAACAUUCCAGAGCAACUACCCGUAUGGCUUGUUCCGGGCAACAUUCCCUUGAUAAGGGACGGACACGUUCACGGGGCCGUCGGUCUCGGCGCCAAUCACGCAGCACAUCCAGAAGUCCAUCGCAUCGUCGGCGUAGAAAACACACACGUUCUAGGAGCCGCCACCGUAGCCCAUCCUACUCCCGAUCGCGAUCCAGUUCCCGCAGCUCGGAACAUUCCCAAGGGACGGUUGAUUCGCGUGGCAGAUCAUCCCGUAAAACAAAUGUAGAUCCAGCCACCAUGCUGCAAUCGGUGAUGGCAAUGACAAUGCAGAUGUUUAAUCAGGCUGGCACUUUCCUGAAUGGGCAGAGUGUUCCCAUGGCGUUGCCUAAUCGUGCGCCAUUGCCGCCGCAGGAUUCUCUACCUGCAAUGAUGAUGGAUGAUGUACCGCAAUUAACACCUUCUGCCUUUCGCAAUAUAUUCGCAAAUCAAACAUCUUGCACUCGUGCAACCCAGCCAGAGGAACGGGCAACUAUUGCCAGCGAUAUACCUACGGUAGUAAUUGAGGACGAGGAUCAACCAAAACAACCCAAGUACGAUGUGUCGACAGAGUUAUUCCUCGAAGGUAAAGUCACUUUCGCCGAUUUUCUUUCCAUGAAGCCUUCCACUAGAAGUGAUCAAAUUGCCACCGUCGAUUGUAAAGUUUCCAAGCGGAUCAAGGAAGCCAUUACGGUACUGGAACAGCAAGAUACAAACAAGCAAUCAGCACGCUUUCUAUACGUUCCACCUACCUUUUACGGCAGUGAAAACAAGGAUGAGGAACAACAAGACCGUUCUCCAUUGAUUUGGAACAAUCAGAACGUUUUGUUCGCUCUUACGUCUAAUGCGAAGGAGGCUAAAAAGUGCGAGCCAUUUCGAAAUGUAAACGCUAAACUAAAGGAACUCAUAGAAAGGCUGGGCCUUGACGAGGGAAUUGUUUCGCAGCAGCUUGAAAAGGUUAUGCGGGCUGCAGUUGUUGAGCAGAAUGCAAACAAUCGGUCCACGAAUGGUGCGAAUGCAUUAUCGGCAUCCUCUCGUAUUCAGGCCAUUACCACAGUGUCUCCUAAGCCCGGCACUGGCAAAGUACGCCAUCUUAUCGAUCGCACCGUACAGACGGACGGAUACGCCUGUUUGCAGUGUGUCGCACGGAACAACAAAACGUUCAUUUCCACCUUCGCACAAACAAUGCCCCCCGUCAUGCGCAAAGACUCAGAAGUGCAAACUGCCGGUCCCCCACUAUCCACCCCCAAUGUCAUCUCGCUGGACGGUUUGAAUGCGAGCCAAAUCGAAACGAUUGAUGCGAUCGUGCGCUUCAUCCGAGCCCGGCAACUAGCCGGUUCACUCGAAAGCGUACAGUAUGCCCUACGCAACGAUCGAGUCACUGCCCCCGGCAUGACUCCGGCGAUACAGCAAAAUGCCCAACGACUGCUUGCACAGAUGAAAACAGAUUUGCAGCGUUCCGAAACAUUCGCUGGUGACAGUGAUGCACACUAUGGGAACUUUCAUAUGCCACAUUCGUCAACGCAGUUUCCACAGCAGUAUGAAUCGCCAAGAGAUCCGCGUUUCCGACACCCAAGCAGCGGUUUAACUAGAACUUUCCGCACCACUACUACCACCAUGGCCGAGCAGAUUAUUCCGGCAGGCUUUGAAAACCAACCGACGAUGUCCAAGAAAAUGAAGAAAAAAAUGAAACUGCAACACCAACAACGUUGGUGAAAUGAUGGUCAAACGAUACACCAUCAUCAUGAUUCAAUAUUGCUUCCGCGUACGGUGCGCGCACCUUCCGUACUUUUGAUACCCUUGAAUGAAUUUCUUUAGGUUAAGUUUUUUUAUUACCCAUUUUAUCAAUUCAUUUCUAAUCUCAUAAUUUGUUUAUCACUGAAUUGUCUCCAUUGAAAUUUCUAACAAUAAACAUUUUAUUGCUCAAA
Molecule: messenger RNA, 2566 nt
Organism: Anopheles funestus (African malaria mosquito)
Lineage: Eukaryota; Metazoa; Arthropoda; Insecta; Diptera; Culicidae
Exons: 3
Coding region: 144-2354 (736 amino acids)
Source: RefSeq, a predicted model, not a curated record